CAACGAAUUUUGAGUUGCAAUUCAGCUCCCGUCAACGCCCCCAUCAAUUCAGCUGUCGCCGGCAUCUCUGCUUAAAUCCCUAUUCUACUCAACUUCACAUUUUUCUUCUCAUUACUUCGAUUCAUCUCUCUCUCUCGCAGCACCAUCAUGUCGAUAAAAACCGUCAAGGUCAGCAAUCUGUCUCUUGGAGCAUCAGAGCGUGAUGUUCACGAGUUCUUUUCUUUUUCUGGUGAUAUUGAAUAUGUCGAGAUGCGAAGUGAUACUGAGCGAUCUCAAAUUGCAUUUGUUACCUUCAAGGAUGUGCAGGGAGCAGAGACUGCAAUCCUUCUCUCGGGUGCAACAAUCAUAGACAUGACUGUGGAAAUUAAUCCAGAGCCGGAUUACAAGCUUCCUCCUGCUGCUUGUGCACCACCGCUGCAGCAAUCAGACAAAAAAACUGGAGGGGGUUCUGAAUCUGCAUUGCAAAAGGCAGAGGAUGUUGUGAGCAGCAUGCUUGCAAAGGGUUUCAUCUUAGGUAAAGAUGCUGUUAACCAAGCAAAAUCUUUUGACGAGAAGCACCAAUUGACCUCCACAGCAAGUGCCAAAGUUUCGUCAAUCGACAAAAAGAUUGGGCUGACUGAGAAGAUAACGAUUGGAACUUCCAUUGUGAAUGAUAAAGUGCGGGAAGUGGAUGAGAAACUGCACGUUUCCGAGAAAGCAAAAUCAGCAUUAGCUGCAGCUGAGCAAACAGUUAGUAAUGCUGGAUCUGCUAUUAUGAAGAAUAGAUAUGUUCUUACCGGCACUACAUGGGUAACUGGUGCUUUUAGCAAAGUGACCAAGGCUGCUGGGGAAGUUGGCCAAAAGACGAAGGAGAAAGUUGGGAUUGUUGAGGACGAGCAGAGAAGGAAAAUGGUGGAUGACUUCGCGCAGGUUCAUUUAUCAGAGUCUCCUAAAGCUUCUGAUUCUGCAGAGCUGCAUCCUUCCAAGCCUGCUCCUGUACAAGGUUUGAUUCUCUGAUUGGCCUCCUAAACACUUUCGUGAUCCUUGUGUUGUGCCGUCUGGUUCUGAUUCUGAGAAUAGGCUGAAAUGGUGAUCUUCAUUCUUGAAGGAUUUUGCUUCAUUUUAUAUGUCGUUUGUUGUUUCAUACAUAUAUACACAUCAAGUGAAAACUGAAAAUAUCAAUAGUUGAUGCAUGGACUAGUUUGAUUCUUGAA
Messenger RNA from Salvia hispanica, 1193 nucleotides. Its product is annotated as binding partner of ACD11 1-like. The record is from RefSeq and is a predicted model, not a curated record. Gene Ontology annotation, molecular function: RNA binding. Lineage: Eukaryota; Viridiplantae; Streptophyta; Magnoliopsida; Lamiales; Lamiaceae.